GCACCUGCGUUAUGUUGAUUACUAUGGUAACGUUAAGUUUUACUUUAACAACAUUUAAAAAUGAAACAUAAAAUUGAAAUAUUCCUUUUUAAACUACAAGUUGAUAAAAUUGUGGAGCAAAAAUUGUGUCUUUGUUUGAAUUAUUAAAAAAUUAAAUUUCAAAAUGUCCGUUGUAACGAUUCAAAUCGGCCAGUACGGAAAUCAGAUAGGACACGAAUUUUUUUCAACGCUAGCAAAGGAAUUGUUUUGCGAAAGUGAAAACUGUAAUGAUAAUAAAAAUAAAGAUACUGAAAAUAAAACGGCACAAAAUAUAAAAUUAAAUCAAAAUCGAAUUCUAAAAGAUAGUUUCGAAGAAGAUGGCUUAGAUAUAUUUUUUCAAAAUAGUGCCAAAAAUAGGAAUAGUUACGUCGCUAGGUGCGUAUUGAUUGAUACGGAAGCAAAAGUUGUCGAUAGAGUUUUGUCAUCGUCAUUGUCAUCAAUCUCGGUGUCAUCUGAUAUGCUGAACAAAACAUGGUCUUACAACAAAAAGUUUAAGAUUUCACAUAAAUAUGGCUCUGGAAAUAAUUGGGCUCAGGGUUUUUAUUCAUUUGGUGCUAAAGUUGUUGAUUCAUUAGAUGAGCUAAUUAGGCAUCAAGUUGAAAAAUGUGACAGAUUAGGAGGAUUUUUAUCCAUGAUGAGUUUAGCCGGGGGCACGGGUUCAGGUCUUGGGUCCUACCUAAUUAGACAUUUGAGGGAGUAUUAUGAUAAAUCUGCCAUUAUCAGUCAAGUCAUUUGGCCAUACAGAUCUGGCGAGAUAGCUGUACAGAGUUACAAUUCUAUCCUAUCAUUAGCACAUAUUUACGAGGCUGUCGACUCUAUCGUUGCAUUCAGUAAUGAUGGAAUGCAAAAAACCUGUCAGCUGCAGUUAGGAUUAACUAAGGUUUCUCUUUCAGAUAUCAACAGACUGAUUUCAAUGAAUCUAGUCCAUGCCUUCUUACCGUCAUUUACGGAUGGCUUAAUUGGCUCUUAUGAUUGCCUAGGCGAUUACAUCAAUCACCUCACGCCCCACCCCGACCUCAAAAUGACGUCACUGAUGACCUCGCCGAUGGUUAGUGACCUAAUUAGGCCGUUUACGGUUUACAGUUGGGCCAGCACUUUGAAAGAGUUAGGUCGGCUGUAUAAUUUGCAAGCGACGCCUGGCAACCAGUUUGACCCUGAAUGGCAAUUGAAGUACGACGGAACACUGAACAAUAGCAAGGCAUUUGCCCACAUCUUGAUCAACAGAGGCUUUGAAUGUAGUCUCAGCAACAACCACAACACCAACAGUCAUAAUAAAUAUAAUAGCAAACGAAAUAAUAAUAACAAUAAAGUAGCCGUAAAAAAUGAAUUUUUAAAGUUGAAAUCUUCUUAUCCAAUAUACCAGCCAAACGGUUUUUUGUUUAAGCAUCACCAAAGGCCAAUAUUUAAUCAGCAUAUGAGUUCACUUUUAGCUUAUAAUGACGUCAAUCAAAUGUAUAUAGUUGAUGAAGCGCUAGAAAAAACGUGUAAAUUGUUUGAAAAUCGGACAUAUGUUCAUCAGUAUGAAAGGCAUGGCUGUGCUGUCGAUGAUUUUGUUGAUAGUAUUUUAAUGGUUCAACAGUUACUGUCUAAUUAUGCUAGAUUGUGAUUUUAAAUUUUGUGAUAUUUGUGAAAUAAAAGUACUCAGAGGGA
Messenger RNA from Helobdella robusta, 1689 nucleotides. RefSeq lists its product as hypothetical. The transcript has 7 exons. The record is from RefSeq and is a predicted model, not a curated record. Gene Ontology annotation, biological process: microtubule cytoskeleton organization; mitotic cell cycle. Gene Ontology annotation, molecular function: GTP binding; structural constituent of cytoskeleton. The coding region runs from base 164 to 1645 and encodes 493 amino acids. Gene Ontology annotation, cellular component: microtubule; cytoplasm. NCBI's taxonomy places the organism in Eukaryota, Metazoa, Annelida, Clitellata, Rhynchobdellida, Glossiphoniidae.